AUGUCUAGAUUUUCAUUUGGUCCUCCACGUCUCUGUCGAAAUUUAAAGCCCGCACUCGUCCCUCCGUCCCUCCCCCGAUAUCGAACUGCAAUUGUUCCACACAGACCUACGUCUACGUCUGCUAAGAAGCAGAAUCGACUCCCGGCAGCAUACUAUCGGGGUGGCACAUCAAGAGCCAUCAUCUUUCGGCAAGAUGAUCUGCCAGCAGACCGAAAAGAAUGGGAACCAAUCUUCUGCGGUGCCAUAGGUUCUCCAGAUCCUAAUGGCAGACAGUUGGAUGGAUUGGGAGGGGGUAUAUCGAGUCUCUCAAAGAUAUGCGUGGUUGGGCCUUCGAAGCACCCCGAGGCCGACGUCGAUUACACAUUCGCAGCCAUUGGGGUAAAGAAUCUAGAUGUCGAUUAUUCAAGCAAUUGUGGGAAUAUGACGAGUGCAAUUGGGCCUUUCGCAGUGGAUACUGGGAUGGUUAAAGGGAAUGCUGAUGGGGAUAUGACCGUCCGGAUACACAACACGAAUACUGGGAAGAUAAUCCAUUCCACAUUCCCUGUGGUGGAAGGCGAGGCUGUGGCAGAUGGACCCUUCGCUAUUGAUGGCGUGGCUGGAACUGCUGCAAAGAUUGAACUUGCCUUCAUCAAUCCAGGUGGCUCUAAGACUGGAAAACUGCUACCAACGGGGAAUAUCACGGACACAUUAGAUGGUGUUGAGGCCACUUGCAUUGAUGCUGGGAACCCUUGCGUAUUCAUUCAGGCAAAAGAUGUCAAUGUAGAUGGUACAAUUCUUCCAGAUGCUAUUGACGCCCAUCCUACUCUCCUACCGAAGCUCGAGUCUAUCCGUCGGAAAGCAUCAGUGGCAAUGGGUCUCAGCAAAGACGAAGCUUCUACUCCGGGUUCUAUCCCCAAAAUUGCCAUGGUAUCUCGAUCCAAAGCCCAUAAGCUGCUAUCCGGCGAGAGUAUUGACGGGAGCACAAUGGACCUUGUGGUUAGAGCUCUGUCUGUGGGCCAACCUCAUCGUGCUAUUCCAAUCACCGUAGCCAUGGCGAUUGCGGCUGCUGCGAACAUUGAGGGCUCGACUGUACAUGCCAACGUCUCAAGCAAGCGUGUUGAUCCAGAUGGUAUUACAGUAGGCCAUUCAAGUGGGAAAAUUGUGGUCGGUGCAAAGUAUGGCAACGAUGGGUCCUUGACUCAAGCCACUGUUUUCCGCACAGCGAGAAGACUGAUGGAUGGUUUUGUGUACUGGAAAUGA
This is a messenger RNA of Amorphotheca resinae ATCC 22711, 1239 nucleotides long. RefSeq lists its product as hypothetical. Bases 1 to 1239 code for a protein of 412 amino acids. The record is from RefSeq and is a predicted model, not a curated record. The transcript is spliced from 2 exons. Lineage: Eukaryota; Fungi; Ascomycota; Leotiomycetes; Helotiales; Amorphothecaceae.